AUGAUAGACGAUGACGACAAAGAGCUCGUCGCCCUUGGCUAUGUCCCGUCUUUCAAGCGGGAAUUCUCAAAUCUGGCGACGAUUAGCUUUGCGUUCAGUAUAAUGGGUGUAUGUUCGAGUAUAUCGACGACUUUUAACACCCCAUUACUGCUCGGAGGACCAUCUUCGGUCGUAUGGUGCUGGAUCCUAGGUGCAUGCAUGUGCUUCACUCUAGGAUCCAGUAUCGCCGAAAUCGUUAGCGCUUAUCCGACCUGUGGUGGACUGUACACGGCUUCGGCCCAGCUCACACCUCAGAAGCAUCGUGCGAGGAUCGGUUGGUUGGUUGGGUGGCUAAAUAUUCUGGGCCAGAUCGCGGGUAUAUCUUCAACAGAGUUCGGUCUAUCAAAUAUGAUAUGGGCCGCUGUUGUCAUCGGCAAGGAUGGGAACUAUGAACUUACUCAAGGAAAGGUCGUUGGGCUCUUCGUUGGCUUACUCGUCUUCCAUGGUAUCCUGAACUCGCUCGCAACUCGCUACCUUGCUCGUUUAUCGUCUUCAUUCGUCUUUGUUAAUCUUGGAGCCACAUUCCUUAUUAUCAUCGUCCUUCUUGCCACGACAGGUCGCGAAAACAUGCAUCCAGCCAGUUACGUCUUUGGCUCAGCGGGGCUUGUGAACCAAACCGGAGGCUGGAAUACCGGGUUAGCGUUCCUGUUUGGGCUGUUGAGUGUACAAUGGACAGAUUACGACGCCACUGCACAUAUCUCUGAAGAAGUCCGACGUGCUGCGUACGCUGCACCUUCGGCUAUUUUCAUCGCGGUAAUCGGCACCGGGAUCUUUGGAUGGCUCUUCAAUAUCGUACUGGUUCUUUGCUCUGGACCGCUGGAAGACCUUCCGGGAGCUUCUGGCUCUGCUGUGCUUGAGAUCAUGUACCUUCGAAUGGGGAAGACUGGAGCGCUAAUACUAUGGGCUUUUGUUUGCCUCACAGCCUUCUUCGUCGUUCAAACCGCGCUACAGGCUGCGUCACGUACUGUUUACGCCUUCAGCCGCGACCACGGGCUCCCCGAUGCCGGUUACUUUGGCCACAACUCCAAGCUGACCAAUACCCCUCUCCGAGCUAUCUUCCUAACUACUUUUGUAUCCGUCCUUCCUGGGUUGCUCGACCUCGCAAGUCCCAUUGCCGCCAAUGCCAUCUUCUCGCUGACUGCCAUGGCCCUGGACCUGAGCUACAUCAUCCCCAUCUUCCUCAGACGAGUAUUUCAAAACCACCCCGAGGUCAUGUUCAAACCUGGUCCCUUUUAUAUGGGUGAUGGCUUCCUGGGGGCUGCGAUGAAUUGGACAUGUAUCCUGUGGACUAUAUUCGUGUGUGUGAUCUUCUCGUUCCCGACCGUGAAACCCAUCACGAAGGAGAAUAUGAACUACGCUUCUGUGAUAACGAUUGGUGUCAUGAUUCUAGCAUUCGCGUGGUAUAUCGUCGAUGGCCACAGACAUUAUCAUGGACCUCAGUCAAAUCUUGUCCCCGGGCGGUCAUACGUAGACGAUGGCACUGCCGAUGAAAUUACCGUGGCCAAGUCAAAAAUAGACCGGGAACAGGACCAUGAGGAUGUUUAG
Messenger RNA from Desarmillaria tabescens, 1584 nucleotides. RefSeq names its product APC amino acid permease. Bases 1 to 1584 code for a protein of 527 amino acids. Lineage: Eukaryota; Fungi; Basidiomycota; Agaricomycetes; Agaricales; Physalacriaceae. The transcript is spliced from 21 exons. Gene Ontology annotation, molecular function: transmembrane transporter activity. Gene Ontology annotation, biological process: transmembrane transport; amino acid transport. Gene Ontology annotation, cellular component: membrane. The record is from RefSeq and is a predicted model, not a curated record.